Molecule: messenger RNA, 2708 nt
Organism: Oreochromis niloticus (Nile tilapia)
Lineage: Eukaryota; Metazoa; Chordata; Actinopteri; Cichliformes; Cichlidae
Product: leukocyte elastase inhibitor
Exons: 13
Coding region: 769-2676 (635 amino acids)
Biological process (GO): negative regulation of endopeptidase activity
Cellular component (GO): membrane
Molecular function (GO): serine-type endopeptidase inhibitor activity
Source: RefSeq, a predicted model, not a curated record
GGGGGCUGUCAUAUUUACACUUUUAUUUUAAGUAUAUUUUUGCAAUAUAGUUCAUAUUGUCUUUUUCCUCAUAGGUCUGAUCAGAUUAGUUGGAUCUGGGUCCACUCUGUGCUCUGGAAGAGUUGAAAUAUAUAAGUAUAACUCUUACUCGUCCUGGGGAACAGGGUGUGAAUAGUGUGAACAGUAUAAUAACUGUUUUCUUCAUGUACUCAUCAAUACUUAAAUUCUGGUUUCUUUUCAUUCCAUCAUAUUUUACUUUCCUAGUUAUGAACAGAUGUUCAAAUGUCUUGCUUGACUACAAUUUGCCUUUUGAACAUCUCUGCAGUUUAGUGUAUAUUUAAAUAGAUAACACCUCAUUUGGAUCUUUUAAAUAUAUAAUUUUAACCUGUUAACUUUCUUAUGUAAACAUUUUUUAAAGUGUUUUCCAAUAAAAAAUGUAAAUACAAAUCAAGCUGGUUUUAUCUCAUUAGAAUAUGGGCAUAACUGCCAGCAGACACUAAAUCACAUACAGCAAUAAAAGAAAAAAGUGGUAGUCAGCUGCAGAGUGGUUUUCAAAUAACACUCCUUAAAUGAGAUUUGUCAUUUACAUACAUAAAGUAGUAUCAGCUAAGCCAUGAGCCAACAUGGCAGGCACUAAAAUGACCUGAUCUGUGCAUGACUGUGCCCUGUCUUAUCUAAUACAAUAUCAUUUUUUUUAGAAACCCUCCAAGAGCACAUGAUCUUCUUGUAUAGAGAUAAGACAUCAAGCAGCAGCCUUUUUUCUCAGUCAUGGACGGCAGAGAGAAGAGAGCGCUUCACUUCUUGAUCUUCGCUGCUUAUCUCGUGGUCUCAUCUUCACCUUCUGCAGGUCUGAUCAGAUUAGCUGGAUCUGGGUCCACUCAGUGCUCUGGAAGAGUUGAAAUCUAUAACUCUUACUCUUACCCUUACUAUUCCUGGGGAACAGUGUGUGAUGAUGGCUGGGACUUACAAGAUGCUGAGGUGGUCUGUAGAGAGCAGAGCUGUGGGAUAGCUCUGGAGGCUCUUGGGUCUGCUUACUUUGGUCAAGGUACAGGAACUUUCUUGCACAGUAAUGUGGACUGUUCAGGAAGUGAAACUUCUAUAGACAAUUGUAGGUACAGCAGCUAUAUUAGUUAUUACUGUCACCAUGGUCGGGAUGCUGGCGUCGUCUGUUCAGUAAGCAACCCAGAGCCCACCAUCUCCUUGUACAGUAAUGAGGUCACCUGGGGUCAGGACGUCAGCAUCACUUGCUCAGUCUCAGAAAAGUUCUCAGGUGGAACUUUUAUCCUCCAGAAGACUUCAGGCUCAUUCAGUCAGAGUCAAACAUCCUCUACGAGCUCUGUUAUAUUCAAUCUUCACAAUGUGAACUUUGAUCAUGAUGGACUGUACCAGUGUCAGUACAUGAAAACAAGUCAAAGGUUCAGCUCUUCCUCUGUCAGACUCUCUGUUACUGAACGUAAUCAGUGCCGGGGGAGGUUAUGGUCAACGCGAAACCCAAACAAACAAAAAACGCUUCAAGCGGAAGCCAGAAAGAAUCCUGACCGUCUGACGACGAAAGAAAAGUGGAUGUCACUGAGCAACAACAACAAGACGGGAAACAUCUUUUUCUCCCCGUUCAGCAUCUCUUCAGCCCUGGCUAUGGUGAUGCUGGGGGCCAGAGGCAACACAGCCACACAGAUGUCAGAGUGCUUGCAAGCCAAGGAUUGUUGGGGUGAUGUUCACAGCAGCUUUGCCAAACUUCUCACUGAACUCAAAAGGCCAGAGGCGCCAUUUACCUUCAGUGUUGCUAACAGACUGUACAGAGAGAAGUCCUGCCCCUUUACUCAGAAAUUCUUAAUACAAAGCAAGAAACAUUACAGCACAGAGCUGGAGUCUGUGGACUUCAAGACCAGGUCUGAAGAGGUCAGGAUUGAUGUCAACAACUGGGUGCAGAAAAACACACCAGCAGGUAACAUCACAGAGGUGGUGGAUGAAGAUGAUUUGAAUGAACUGACCAGGCUGGUGUUGUUCACUGCCACCCACUUCAGAGGCAGCUGGAAGAAAGAUUUCUCGUGGUCUAAAACUUAUGAUGCUCAAUUUUGGCUCAAGAAGAAUGACUCAAAGGCUGUGAAGAUGAUGAAACAGGAAGGAAACUUUGCGUGUACCUUCAUCGAAGAAGCAAACUGCAAGAUUCUAGAGAUGCCUUACAGUGGGGAGGAAGUGAGCAUGCUCAUCUUUUUACCUGCAGAGAUCGAGGAUGAUACAACAGGACUGGAGAAGCUGGAGAAGGAGCUGACCUCCGAGAAAUUUGUGGCUUGGACUCAUCCAGGCAAGAUGCAAACAUGUUACAUUGAUGUGAGGCUGCCUCGUUUUACACUGGAGGAGACGUAUGACCUGAACACAGUCCUGAGCAGCAUGAGCAUGGUGGACGCCUUUGAUCACACAAAGUGUGACUUCUCUGGCAUGUCUGGGCACAAAGAUCUGGUACUUUCAAAAGUCAUCCACAAGGCUUUUGUGAAGGUCCACGAGAAGGCAACUGAGGCUACUUUUGUGGAUAUGUGUUGGUUUGAGUACUGUUCAGGCAAGAUAAUGCGGGGCAAUUUAAACUCUUUCAUCGCAGACCACCCCUUCCUCUUCUUCAUCAGACAUAACCCCACCAUGAACAUCCUGUUUGCUGGUCGGUUCUGCUGCCCUGUGUGAGCUCUGUGUCCUUUAGAGCAGCUCAGUACCAG